GCGCAGGACACGCCUCUGGGCUGAAUGGAGCGUGCCGUGCGUAAAGUCCGACUUAAGCGAAUCCAAACUUCUCCAGUUCUUUAGGUUGUAAUAAGUGUUCAAUCCACAUUGCUGGCUGGUUUAUGGUCGACUAAAUGCAGCGAUGAGUCGAGAGGAAGAUCUCACCCGGAUCGCCAAAAAACUGGACAAGAUGGUGUCUAGAAAUAACACGGAUGGCGCUCUGGACCUGCUGAAAGAGCUUAAAGGCUUCAAUAUGACACUGAAACUUCUCCAGGAAACAAGAAUCGGCAUGUCUGUGAACAGUAUCAGGAAGCACUGCACAGAUGAAGAAGUUAUUGCUUUAGCAAAGGUUCUCAUUAAAGACUGGAAGAGACUUCUGGAAUCCUGCCAUUCUCACUCUGAGAAAAUGAAGAAUGGUUUGGACUCAGACAAAAUUGCAGCGGCUCCAAACAGCUCGCCCUCUGAGACACAGAGCAGUCACAGGAGACUGGAUGUCAAACAUAAACAUGGCUCUGACCCUGACAACAAACACUCCGAUGCAAAUAGAAAAGAAAAACAGAAUGGUGACCACAUAAACAAAAAGAGCCAUGCAGAUGACCCCAGGGAGGAAAAGCACCUUGAAGACCUCCAAAAUGAGAGACAUCUAUAUGAAAUCAGAGAGGAGAAACAAACAGAAAAUCCCAAAGUAGAGAUGGAUAACAAGAAACAGAAACAUGCACAAGACCUGCAGAGUGAAAAACCAAAGUCCGACCCUAUAAAGGACAGAUCUUUGGAAGAUCUGAAAAAGGUGAGGCAUGUAGAACAACUCAAAAAAGAGAAACAUCCUGAGGAGCUGAAGAAGCAUGUGGAUGAUGUGAAGAGGGACAAACACAGAGAAGAGAGCAGAUGUGACAGACCACCUCAACGAGAGAGGCCGCCGAGUGAGCCUCUCAGAGAUAAGCCCGCCAUUCUUCACAAACCACUGUUUGAAAGGAGAGGAGUGCUGGACAGCAGUAUUCUGUAUCCCUCCCGGUUUCCCUCCCCUCCUCGCCCUGCUCAGCCUCCGAUGCCCAUCAAACGUACUGUUUUGGACAUGAAAAAAGACAGGAAGGACAGUAAAGACUCUUCCUCCCAACAUCCUCGCCCUCAUCCUCCUCGAUCUGCCUCUCCUCCGACUAAGCGACCUGCUGUAGAAGUCAAGAAAGAAAGGAAAGUUCCACCAGACCCCAAUGCUCCAAUAGCUCCUCUUCCUCUCCACCUUCAUCCUCCUCCACCAAGAAAAGAGCCUCCUGACCCCAACGCUCCUCUUCCUCCUCUACCUCUUCACCUUCACCCCCCUCCUCCUCAGAGGCGUUCCUCAUUAAAUGGGAAAAAGGACAGAGAGAGGAAGUCAUCCACAGACUCAAAACCUCCUUCACAGAAAAAGCCUGCAGAUAUUGUGAAGAAAGACAGGAAAGACUCAGUGGAUAGCAAAGUGUCUAAAAAACACUCAGAUGAAGCCAAGAGAGAAAGGAAAGAUUCAUCUGACUCUAAACUGCCUCCUCCUAAAAAGCCCAGUGUGGAGGGCAAAAACGAAAAACACAGAAAGGAUUCGUGUGACCUAAAAGCUGGUCAGCCUGCGAAACGCCAUUCAACUGAUGCCAAACCUGACAGACGAGAAUCCACCGAUUCAAAGAAAAGCAGCUCACCACCAGGAAAGAAGCUAACAGGCGAAAGGAGAGACUCUCUGAGCUCCAAACCUCCUCAGCCUGGACCACCACAAAGGAAGCUCUCCACUGACAGCACUGAGAGAAAGGGUAAAACCGAAACCCCUAGAACUCCCACCACCCCAACCAGCCCAAUGUCACCCGGCUUCAGUUCUGUCGGGGGUCCGCUUCCCCCUCACCUGACCACCGGAGCCUCUAUCAGAGACAAGUGCAUCGAGAUGCUGGCAGCUGCCCUGCGCACAGACAAUGAUUAUAAAGAUUUUGGAGCAAACUGUGACAGCAUGGCAGCAGAGAUUGAAGAUCAUAUCUACCAGGAAAUAAAGGCCACUGAUAUAAAAUACAAGAACAGAGUGCGGAGUCGCAUCAGCAACUUGAAGGACCCUAAAAACCCGGGGCUUCGCAGAAAUGUUCUUUCAGGCAGCAUCGAGUUAAGCCGCAUCGCCACCAUGUCUGCAGAGGAAAUGGCCAGUGAUGAGCUGAAACAGCUGAGGAAUGUUCUCACCCAGGAAGCCAUCAGAGAGCACCAGAUGGCAAAAACUGGUGGGACCACCACAGACCUGCUUCAGUGCGGCAAGUGCAAGAAGAGGAACUGCACCUACAACCAAGUGCAGACACGUAGUGCUGAUGAGCCGAUGACCACAUUUGUUCUGUGCAACGAGUGUGGUAACCGUUGGAAGUUCUGCUGAUACCUUCAAGAUGAAGCUGCAUUUUCUUGAGCAUCUUGAAUCACUAUUUUCUAUAAUUGAGGGAUGGGGGUGCGGGGGGGGUGGGGGCGGGGGGGUGGAGGUUAUGAAUUACUGCUGCCGAUGCUUUGAACAGAUAAUGGUGUUCUUAUGAUUUUUACUUUUAAAUUCUUCAGUUUUAAGAUUUAUACGCAUAUGCAGGUAUUCCAGGUUUGCUUCAUGUGAACUGGACGGCUGAGUGUGAAUGUCCUUUUGAUGACUGAGUCAUGAAAUUAACCCAAUUAAAAUUUAAAAAUAAGGAUCAUGGUGCUGUCAGGAUGCAGAGAUUCAUAAUUCAGUUAAUAUGCCAUGUUUUAUUGCAGCUACUCACUUUGUACAUUUCUAAUUUCAAUAAAACUGCAUAAAUCAUCACUGUUUUUUAAAACCUUCAUUUCACAGCCAUUGUCCUGUUAAGUCACAGUAUAAUUUGUGCAUGCAUUAUAUUAACUGCAAUCCAAUACACAGCAUUUUAGGAGAUACUCGGCAUUUCAUCAGUUUCUACUUACCGUACUGAUCAAUAAUAAAUCAAUACUGCUCUGCAGCAAGACAUUUAAAAGCUGUGUUAACAAUUUAAAGUUGCAUUGCACGUUCAGUCUAUAAAUUUUCCACACCAAUAUAAGAGGAUUAACACUGAAAGUACAACAGAAAUUACAAUGACCAUGAAUAUAUACU
Molecule: messenger RNA, 3079 nt
Organism: Melanotaenia boesemani (Boeseman's rainbowfish)
Lineage: Eukaryota; Metazoa; Chordata; Actinopteri; Atheriniformes; Melanotaeniidae
Gene: tcea3
Product: transcription elongation factor A (SII), 3
Exons: 21
Coding region: 143-2371 (742 amino acids)
Biological process (GO): transcription elongation by RNA polymerase II; DNA-templated transcription
Cellular component (GO): nucleus
Molecular function (GO): zinc ion binding; nucleic acid binding
Source: RefSeq, a predicted model, not a curated record